UGGUGGCUGACAACGAAAGGUCGUUGGAGACUAAACUAUUAAAGAAUCUCGUAAUAGAUACAUAUUCUGCAAGAUCGAUACGAUGAAGCAAUAUGUACGUACCAAAAAGGUCUCAGCAUGGUACCCAAGUCGGAUCAUCCGGGACAACAAAGAAUGAAAGCUGUCGUAGGAAACGCGGAGAACACACUUGACAAACGCGCAGCUGCACAUGCCAAAAGAGGCGAUUUUGCUGGUGGACUUUCAAUAGCGCGCGAGCUCGUCUAUGCUGCACCAGCAUCGUCCAAGGGAUAUUUACGUGCAGGUGAAAUUUAUUGUAUGCAAGGCAAAAGUAAUCUCGCUGUGGAAAUAUACGAACAAGGGCUCGAGGCAGUAGCAGUGACAGAUCCGCAGUAUACUGUACUCGCAGAAGAACGGAUAAAGGCACUGGCGCAAUCAGAGACACAGGUCGAUUUCCUUGGACUUCUUCCAUUCGAGAUUUUGGCAUUCAUUUUGCCUCUACUCUCUACAGCGGAACUUGUCGAGUGCGGGUCAGUAUGUCACAGGUGGCGUGAGCGUGUUAUCCAAUGCACUGAGGCGUGGCAUGAUGUGACGCUCAAAUGUGCCGAUGAUAUUACAUUGGUGGCGCCAGUAACAAUGCAUAUUCGAAAACUGUGGCUGAAUUUACUCGAUGAUUGGGAACUCGAUGAGUUUCUGGAGGAUAUGGUGAUUGACGGAAAUAUUAGACGUCUCGAGUCACUAGCGAUUGAAAGUGGCGAAGAGCUCGAUCCAGCAUAUUGCAUGGACGUGGUGUUUCAAUCUCAAAGCAGUCAUUCUUUGACAGAGCUGUACAUUUCCUUUGAUACCCUGGAAACGGUGCCCUUGCUAGGCAACGUGCUAUCCGAAUGCCCGAAUCUGACACAUUUGACGUAUGAAGCGCCUGACUUUGACCGCAUCGUCAAUACAACUCCGUUACCAGAAAAAUGCGGUAUCACCCACUUGCGGCUCAAUACAUUUCUCGGCGUGUUAUUACAAAGGCCGCAAUUAGAACCAAUUCUACGUGCUUGUCCGGAAUUACGUUGUCUUAUAGUCGAUCGUUGUGCGCCUAGCGCCCUUGGCGCUGUCCAUGAGCUCUGCCCCAAUGUCCCUUAUCUUCACUACGGUUCUCACGACGACGACAUUUCUGAUAUCGACCAACUCACUCCAUGGGACUGGCCUUCUGCACGAAUAAUACCCAACAACGAUGCCAACAGCAAAAAGACAACAAAAGCCGUUGCAGGCUCACGAUACAUAUCCAUUGCAGCCGAGGAUGCUAAAAUCAACCGUCGCGAGGUAAUAUCGACACUCAACAGAAACGCAGCUACUGUGGAAGAGCUUUAUCUAAACAUCCAUGUGGACGAAAACCGGUUCAUCUACACACCUGCUUGGGAGCCGUUAAACAUAUUUGGUGGUGAACGUCUACGCCGAUUUGAAUGCACCAUUGGCUGCCGCACAUCUGUUUUGGCGUCCAUAUUUUACCGAUCACCGGGAUUGGAAACAAUAGUAAUCCGAGACAUGCAUUAUAUCACCAACGCCAUCUUCAGCAGCUUGCUCGACCUACCCAAUUUGAAAUGUUUGCGGCUACUAGACUGUACUGGGCUCAAGGAGGAUGGACUGACGUCGUUUUUUGGGAAACUGGCAGCAUACGGCAAUAACAAGACAACACUGGCGGUUUUGGAAGAGCUCGAGUUUGCAGACAUGCCCAGUAUCACGGACCACAGUUUGAAUGCUUUACUGGAUAUCAUGAGCUUGCGUACAUUAUCGCUGACUCGGUGCAACUCCAUAUCUGGCAUUGGACUGAACGAGUUCAUGGAAAAGAUGCGAGGAAACUUGUCAUUGAUUGAAGAACUCAACUUUAUGCAAAUCGAUGCUGUAACGGAUCUAACUUUGUGUGCUCUUGGUGCAAUCGAACGCUUGAAACGUGUCAAACUCAGUUUACUCAACGGUGUUACAGAUCGCGGGCUGGUCAGUCUUGCGUGUGAUUUUGGAAAGUACGAACACAUUAAUGGUACCAGCACUAUUGCUUUACGUCGAUCUUGAGAGAAAUUGUAAUUAAAUAUAUACCACUCCACACACGCAUUAAUGUAAUAAAUACCCCAUCACUGCCAGUCACCGUUAACUUUUAGUUUCUUGUUCAAAACAGAGCCUAUGUACUGUAUUUUUUUUGUAAUGUUUCCACUAUAAAUAUAUGUCAUUAGUGGUACAGCAUACGCGCUGUACCGUGUGUCUUUGC
Zychaea mexicana is the source of this 2248-nucleotide messenger RNA. RefSeq lists its product as uncharacterized. The transcript is spliced from 2 exons. Gene Ontology annotation, molecular function: protein binding. Lineage: Eukaryota; Fungi; Mucoromycota; Mucoromycetes; Mucorales; Lichtheimiaceae. The coding region runs from base 118 to 2055 and encodes 645 amino acids. The record is from RefSeq and is a predicted model, not a curated record.